AUGGAGCAAGCCUCACGGUGGCAAUUAUUCAAUACCUCGUGGACAACCCACCGCAUCUCCCCCCUCCACCAUGGCAAAGACUUCGAAACCCUGCUCAACAACGAAGCCGCCUUGAAAACAUACGCUACGCGAUUGCGCGACCAACUCACAGGCGAUGUCCUCGCAGGCUUCCAAUCAACAAUCAACACAGCAGAAAACGACACCUUUUCAAAAUCAGGGUCCCUCCAAGAGUGCCGGUGGGAGUUCUUUGCCGCGGGACCAUCCCGGCAGCGUGGCGUAUAUCCCAAGGCCUCAUUCCCGGGUAUUCUGGUCACCCUCGAAUAUGAGAAUGCCACAUACAAAGCCGCCCUCCUGGCUGAUACCGAUUCAACUACUCAACCGCGAAAGGGCGUUACGGCUCUGCCGCUACUAUUGACUAAAUUCCCCAUCGCACUGCGCCAGACAUUCAUCACGUUUAUGUAUUCCAAUUUCGACACGUACUGUUCAACGCUGGGACUUUCUUCGCGGUUUUUAUGUGAUGCGCUUGAGAAUUUCGUUAGUGUUGUGCCGGGCUCCGAGGUCGAAGAUGUGAUUAAGGAGUUACAGCUCACGCUAUCGUUUUCUUCGUCUAUUACGCCGGCGUUAAGGAAUAUCAAUGUCGGUAUUCCUCGUGCCUCGUUGGUUUCUUUCCUGGACCAGGAUGCGGGAAAUUCGAAAGGGAAGGCUGUACAGGGAAAAGCAAGAAUCCCCUUGGUCGAAAAUAUCACGUCUUACCUGGAGACGCAUCUGGCAAUGAAGUUGGACCUGGACGGUUCGCAACACAAUACUGUCGCCAGACAGCAUGUGCGGUUGUCGAAGGUUGCUUGUGCUGCAUUUGUGAUAUCCAGCGAUGGGCGAUUGAAGCUCAUCGUCGAUGCUAAACGAGCUGGUGAGAACGCGGACGAGGACGGGGACAGGGGAGAUCAAGAUAUUUCUUCUUUGCGGGCGAAUGAGAGGUUGCUUCGUGCUGUUAUUCGGAAGAGUUUUGCUGGGGAGCAAGUGACCACAUGA
Penicillium cataractarum is the source of this 1029-nucleotide messenger RNA. RefSeq lists its product as uncharacterized. The transcript has a single exon. The record is from RefSeq and is a predicted model, not a curated record. NCBI's taxonomy places the organism in Eukaryota, Fungi, Ascomycota, Eurotiomycetes, Eurotiales, Aspergillaceae. The coding region runs from base 1 to 1029 and encodes 342 amino acids.